Messenger RNA from Bolinopsis microptera, 2427 nucleotides. RefSeq names its product NADH-ubiquinone oxidoreductase 49 kDa subunit-like. The record is from RefSeq and is a predicted model, not a curated record. Gene Ontology annotation, biological process: mitochondrial electron transport, NADH to ubiquinone. Lineage: Eukaryota; Metazoa; Ctenophora; Tentaculata; Lobata; Bolinopsidae. Gene Ontology annotation, molecular function: NAD binding; oxidoreductase activity, acting on NAD(P)H; quinone binding.
CUAUAUAACAAAUAAUUUGAGGGAAAGAAUGAAAAUAAACAGUCUCUAAAAUGCUUGGAAUAACAAAGAAACUUUCUACUCCUCUACAGCUUGGAUCCAGGUGUAUAUUCCGAUGGAGUGGAGCCAACCUGGAGAAAGCCAUGGCACCGGAUCCAGAGCAGGGUUUCAGGCGUGACCAUCCCCAAACCUUCGACUCUGCUGAGUGGGCCAUCCCAGAGAAUGAGAUUGACAUGGCUGUGCCUCAGUACAAAGCACCUGAUGAGCGAUUGUUGUCCAUUAAUUUUGGUCCACAGCACCCUGCUGCGCACGGCGUACUGCGCCUCAUGUUGGAGUGUAAAGGAGAGCAAGUUUUCAAAGCAGAUCCACACAUUGGCUUACUGCACAGAGGAACUGAGAAAUUAAUAGAAUACAAAACUUACACUCAGGCUUUACCGUAUUUUGAUCGUCUCGACUAUGUCUCAAUGAUGUACAACGAAUGGGGCUUUUGUCUAGCAGUUGAGAGGAUGCUAGGUAUUGAGGCUCCAAUCCGAGCCCAAUACAUAAGAGUGCUGAUGGGUGAGAUGACACGAAUCCUGAACCACAUAAUGGCCGUUACAACUCACAUUUUGGACGUCGGAGCGACCACGCCCUUCCUUUGGCUAUUUGAGGAGCGGGAGAAGAUGAUGGAGUUUUACGAGCGUGUCAGCGGAGCUCGAUUACAUGCCGCAUACUACAGAGUGGGUGGUGUUGCACAGGACCUUCCAAUCGGUUUUAUGGAUGACGUGUAUGACUGGAUGAAGAACUUCAGUGAGAGAUUGGACGAUGUUGAGGAACUGGUCACGUACAACAGAAUCUGGCGAUCAAGAACAGUGGGAAUCUGUCCCAUCACACUGGAUAAUGCACUUUCCUGGGGCAUGAGCGGAGUCAUGGUACGAGGGUCCGGAGGGCGGUGGGACUUGCGCAAGUCUCAACCUUACGACGCCUACAAUCUCGUAGACUUCGACGUGCCAGUCGGAAGGCACGGGGAUGUAUAUGAUAGGUACAUGUGCAGAAUGGAGGAAAUGAGACAGAGUAUGCGAAUCAUGCACCAGUGUAUGAACGACAUGCCAGAAGGGGACGUGAAGGUAGACGACGCUAAAGUCUCGCCACCCUCCCACGAGAUGAAAAACUCUAUGGAGGCUCUUAUUCACCAGUUCAAGUUCUACACUCAGGGAUUCCAAGUUCCUCCAGGAUCUACUUAUACUGUAGUUGAGGCUCCCAAGGGCGAGUUUGGUGUGUACAUGGUAUCGGACGGCAGCAGUAAACCGUACCGUUGUAAGAUCCGGCCUCCUGGUUUCUAUCAUCUAGGUGCAAUGAAGGAUGUUGCUAGAGGCUUCUACAUCGCAGAUAUCGUCGCUAUCAUCGGCACGAUGGAUUUGGUAUUCGGAGAGGUUGACCGUUGAAAAACCAACUCUUCAUCUAACCAACCUCUUCACUCUCAGCUGUUGCCUCAGACUCUAUUUAUUAAUGGGAAAGUACUGAACUUUAUAAUUUACCGAGUUUGCGUCUGCAUAGUUAGUUAAGUUUCCCGGCUCUUGAUUAAGGGUAAAACAAUUUGAUCAGCCUAUCUCUCUUUUUGUGACCCUAAAUGGAAGUUUUUAAGGCUUUGCUUAUAAUGCAAUGGGAGCCGCAGGGUCCUGCCGCGAUUAACUUUUUUAAUAAUAUCUUAAAAAGUGCAAUAUAAUUCAUCUCUGUAUAAUUAUAAAGCUUUUUGAAGUAAAAGUUCUUAAAGGUGGAUUCUGAGUUUUAGAGGUAACCAUGACCACCGUCCACCAUAGCAACAUAAAUGCUAAACCAUAGCUGGUUCUCUAGCAACCGAGACUAAAAUCAGUUAUUCAUUGGAGAAUAUCGAUUUUUACAGAAAUUAAUUAUUUUGCACCGUUUAGGAAUUAUUUUAAAAAGUAAAUCGCGGCCACCCCGUAUUAUAGACAACCCUUCGAUAGAUAAUAAUGCUUCAGUUUUUCGGAAUGAAUUCCGCUAGACCCUCACUGGCUUCAUUUAAUUGUUACAUUAACUGAUGAAGAAACUAUUAAUGUGGUAGCUUCGUUAAAUUUUUGAUUCAUAUUUUUUGUAUAUAAGAUAAUGUGUUUGUUUUAUGUCCUGAUAACUAUCAUGUAGUGACUGAAAAACGGGGGCUUGCUAUUCAUAAAAGUAGCUUUUAUCUAUGCGUAAACUUACAGUCUGAAACAUAAGGAUAAUAUGCAUUAUAUGGUCAAUAAUAAAUAAAUUAAAGUACAAAGUAUAUUGAAAUUCUGGCUCAUACCCUAUUUCUUGCAGCAUCAACAGAGGUCUUGUAACUGGAGGCUAAGCUACAGCUCGCAUUAAAUGUAACUACAAUCGCAAGGCAAAUAUAUGUCAGUAACUGAACUAAGAUCGUUCUAUUAAAUAGGGGUUCGUUGACAUUUUCAU